Caretta caretta (loggerhead turtle) is the source of this 3182-nucleotide messenger RNA. It is a transcript of the gene RSAD1, whose product is annotated as radical S-adenosyl methionine domain containing 1. Gene Ontology annotation, molecular function: coproporphyrinogen oxidase activity; 4 iron, 4 sulfur cluster binding. Gene Ontology annotation, cellular component: mitochondrion; cytoplasm. NCBI's taxonomy places the organism in Eukaryota, Metazoa, Chordata, Testudines, Cheloniidae. The record is from RefSeq and is a predicted model, not a curated record. Gene Ontology annotation, biological process: porphyrin-containing compound biosynthetic process.
GGGGCGGGGCAGCUCAUGGCGGCGCCGGGCUGGCGGCACCCUCGGGCCCGGCUGGCCGCGGCUCUGCGCAGCCUCCGAGCGGCGCGGCAGCACCGGGCGCGGCAGCCGUCCCGCGCGGAGCCGGUCCAGGCGGCCCUCUACGUGCACUGGCCGUACUGCCAGAAACGCUGCAGCUACUGCAACUUCAACACGUACAUCCCCCGGGGCCUAGACGAGGAGUCCGUGAGGAGCUGUCUCUCUCGGGAAGCCCAGACCCUGAUCCGGCUCAGCCAAGUCCAGAGGAUCAGCUCGGUGUUCUUCGGCGGGGGCACCCCAAGCCUGGCCAGCCCGCUCACCAUCGCUGCUGUCCUGGAGACCGUCUCCCGCUGCGCCCACUUGGCGGCGGACGCCGAGGUCACUCUGGAAGCCAAUCCCACCUCAGCAAGUGCCUCGCGGCUGGCGGGAUUCCGGGCGUCGGGAGUCAAUCGCCUCUCCAUCGGCAUCCAGUCCCUGGAUGAUGCAGAGCUGAGGCUCCUUGGGAGGUACCACACGGCUGAUGAGGCUCUGGGGACCUUGGAAGAGGCAAAGAAGCUGUUUCCCGGCCGCACAUCCGUUGACCUCAUCUUUGGCCUCCCCGGCCAGAGUGUUUCCUCAUGGGCCAGGGGGUUAGAAGAGCUGCUUCAGCUGUGUGAUGACCACGUGUCUCUGUACCAGCUGACGCUGGAGAGGGGCACCUCCCUCUUCAAGCAGGUCCAGCGGGGCUCUCUGCCCGUGCCCAAGCAGGAGGUGGUGGCAGAGAUGUAUGAAUCUGCCCGGGAGAUGCUGCGGGACGUGGGAUUCCGGCAGUAUGAGGUCUCCAAUUUUGCCAGGAAUGGGGCGCUCAGUACCCACAACCUGUCCUAUUGGCAAGGCAGCCAGUACAUAGGGGUCGGGCCAGGAGCUCAUGGGAGGUUUGUGCCGCGAGCACAUGGCGAGAGCCUUCGGGAAGCCAGAAUACAGACCCUGGAGCCGGACAGCUGGAUGAAGGAGGUGCUUGCCUGCGGACACGGGACCCGGAAACAGACUGUGCUGAGCCAGCUGGAGGUGUUGGAGGAGGUUUUGGUCCUGGGGCUCCGCAUGGACAUAGGAAUCACACACCAGCACUGGCUGCAGUUUGCCACCAGCCUGAGCCUGUGGGACGUGUUUGGAACCUCAGAGGAAGUGAAAGAGCUGGAGGAUCAGGGCUUGCUGCUUUUGGACAAUAGGGGGCUCAGGUGCUCUUGGAAAGGUUUGGCAGUGCUGGACUCUCUGCUGCUGACCCUCCUCAACCAGCUCCAGAAGUCCUGGGAAGACAGAACAGCCCAUCGGACCUGAAGCUAGACAGUUCUCAACCAGGAAGCAGCAGCCUUUCCCAGCAAACUCCAGCAGUCCUGGAUGGACAGGGGACCCGGAGACAGACAGAUCUUGCAUCCAAUCUGGAAAGCAUUGCAGCAGGGGAGGCCGAUCCUAAGGAACAACUUGGCUCUUGGCUGAAGUCACUUUGGAGCCCUCAGUUUGCAAAAUCCAGGACUAGGGCCAAAUCCAGGCUUGGAGUAAAUCAAUGCAAUUUGCAUUUGCUUAUAGCAGAGAGGAAGCUGGUUUGUUUGUUUUUUAUGUGCACCAUAUUUGGUCAGUGGCUACUGCAGAAAAUAGGGUAAAAGCAUUUUAAUUUUAGAUUGAAUGGAAAGAUACAUAAUAGUGUGGGUUUCAGUGACUUCAGUUCCCUUACUUCAGUGAGGAAAGUCAGUCUCUUCUAACACGGCUGCUACUCUGAAACCAGUCUCUUCUCUGCAGUCAGCAUGUGAUACAAUCUCCCUCCAGCAGAUGGAGAUAAGGAGUGAAGCGAAAAUACUGCAAUGUCAAACCCCGAGGAAGGGCGAGCAGGUCAUUUCCUCCCCGACGCUUGCAGCGUGCUCUGGACUGAACUCCCCACGGCCAGUGUGGGCGACCGGGACCGGCUAGAGCUACCUCUCACUCUGGCCGAGUUUUCGGAAGCCCUCCAUCUCAUGCCCACUAAUAAAGCAUGUGGGUGCAGCUUGCUCCCUGUCCCCCUGGUUUAGCUCUGUAGCACUUUUGACCUUUUACGCUGGUAAGAUGGACAGGUGAGCUAAGGGCUCCCUUGCAAAGGCUGCUGGUUAUUCUCUUUGCCUUUCCUUGGACUCUGCAGAGUAGCUUGCUGGUCUCAGCAGCUGCCCCUCAGUGCAAAAGCAGGGCACCCCAGGGUUUAACUCUAUCUUUCCCUGCCUGUCGUGGAUAACGGAACCACAAGCAGAGGCGAUGUCACAGAGACACACAUCCCCCCACCAGAAAGCUGGGAAGGUGCAGAAUAUGCAGCCCAGAAUAAUACAUUAUUGAGCCCCAUUUUCUCCCAGGUGCAGUGGCGCCUGGGGUAUCAAUUCACUUCUGGAGGGAAUUCAGUGCCGCCGGGACAGUGCUGGGGAAUGAAGUGCUCUUUGCCCACCGAACGGUUACAGCAUAGGCAGGCCAAGGCUCUCCUACCCCACCCCACUAAUACGCCAUAGCCCUGACUUCGUGCUAAGAGGAGAGUUUGUCUUCAGUGGCCCUCUCAGCCCUUGGCCUCACUGCUGAAUGGAACAAAGGUGUAAUUGUCUUUAGACGGCAAUUCAUAUGACAGUAGCACCUAAAGGCCCGCAUCAGGGUCAAGGCUCUGUUGUGCCAGAUGCUGUACAUACACAUAAUAAGAGACAGUGCCUGCCCUGAAGAGCUUACAGUCUAAACAGACCAGACAGACAAAAAGUGGGAGGGGAACCAGAGGUCACACAGCAGGUCAGUGGCAGAGCCAGGAAUAGAAUCUGAGUCUGCUGAGUCUUAGUCUAGUGCUCUAGUCCAGGCUGCAGGACAGUGUCCAGCCCAGACAUCACUUCCCUUUUAAACCAAAGCAAAUGCACAUAUUACUGUACAGAAACUUGUGCUUCAUUGUGGUCCUUGCAUUCCCCGUGCGGAGGAGACACAGAGGUGAGUGCCACAUAUCUUGGAUCAGAUUUAGGCCCAUUAUAUUAUGCCUAGCUUUGGUGAAGAGCUGUGCAGCUGUUGAGACAUUCCUUCUGGUCUCUGGUGAAUGCAAAGUGAGGAGCUCAGGUAAGCUUGCUGAUCUACUUGGGUGUUCUGAUUGCUACAGUCACAAGUAAGAAGUUUUGUUUUUAAUAAACCAGCCUGUAAUAGUU